UACAGGAGGAUGAUGGUUGAAGAUGUAAAUCAGUCCAUCUUGAUCAGCGGAGAAUCAGGAGCGGGAAAGACCGAGACUACGAAGCUCCUCCUGUUCCACCUCGUCUCCCUCCAAGGCUGCAGGAGCUCUCCCAGCAAGUCUGGCUCAGUCGUGAAGGGUCUGGAGCAGAAGGUGCUGCUGUCCAACACGAUCUUGCAAGCCUUUGGGAACGCAGCGACUGUCAGGAACCAGAACUCCUCCCGCUACGGAAAGUUUGUCUCUCUCUACUUCUCGAGGGCAGACAGCAAGUACUCGUUGCAAGGAUGCUCCAUUAACGUCUUCCUCCUGGAGAGAUCCAGGGUCGCGCACGUUGAGAAGGGAGAGCGAAAUUUCCACAUCUUCUAUCAAUACCAGAAUUGUUUCCCCCCCCUUCGUUCCUCUUCCUUACAUGCCCCAGUAGGAAGCGAAGACAACGAGAGAGAUGGCAGGUCAACGCUAGAGAGCACGAAGGAGGCGAUGAGAGGAGGAGGGCUAACGGAGGAGGAGGUUGACAACGUGAUGAGCACCGUCGGUCUCAUCCUCUCCUUGGGGAAUAUCCUCUUCCUCCCUGUAGAAUCCAAAAACUCCACUGUCGACCGAAGUUCGAGCUCGCAUGCGCUGCUGGCAGCGGCGGCGUGCUUGCAGUGCUCGUGCUCGGAGCUGGAGGAGACGCUCUGCACGAGGAAAGUGCGGCUGGCAGGGGAGGAGGUAGGGGUGGAUCGGUCAGAAGAGCGAGCAGGGGAAGCAAGAGACGGGAUGUGCAAGGUAAUCUAUGAGAGAUUGUUCAGUUGGCUGGUCAGGAGGAUGAACCUGGCUCUCCUGUCCAACGCGAGGGGAUGUAGCGUAAUCAACGUUCUCGACAUCUUCGGCUUCGAGUCGCUGGAAGUCAACGGGUUCGAGCAGCUCCUGAUCAACUACGCAAACGAGAGGCUGCAGAGCUUGUUCAACAACCACAUGUUUGCAUUCGAGCAAGAGACGUACCGAGAGGAAGGGCUGACCUUCUCCCUCGUGGACUUUGUUAAGGUAGAGGACAGGCAGACGGGGCUGCUCACGCUCGUUGACGAGGAGAUCAGGAUUCCAGGCGGAUCAGACGAGUCUCUCAUGCUGAAAGUCCGCACGAUCGUCGCCAGCAAGCACGAGAAGCUCACGGUACCCAAGAGGUCGAGCCUCACCUUCGUCAUCAGCCAUUACGCCGGUCAAGUCUGCUACAACGGGACCUCGUUCGUGGACAAGAACAGAGACGCUGUGGGGAGAGACGUGUUGGACUUCUUCUCCAGAUGUCACUUCCGAUUCUUUCGCCUCCUCUUCCACGAGAUCGCCGACGUCCACGGGGGGGGGAAGCAGCCAGUCGCCGACUGCUCCCGUGGGACGAGCAAGAGCCUCGUUGCCAAGUUCCGCAAGCAGCUCACUUCCUUGGAGGGGAUCAUGGGCUCAACGCAGACCCACUUCAUCCGCUGCAUCAACUCCAACGAGAAGAAACUACCGGACACCUUCGACGAUGUGUUUGUCCUCAAGCAGAUCAGAGCAACAGGGAUCUUACAAGCUGCCAAGUGA
Guillardia theta CCMP2712 is the source of this 1572-nucleotide messenger RNA. RefSeq lists its product as hypothetical. The annotation marks the transcript as partial. The transcript has 7 exons. NCBI's taxonomy places the organism in Eukaryota, Cryptophyceae, Pyrenomonadales, Geminigeraceae. The record is from RefSeq and is a predicted model, not a curated record. Gene Ontology annotation, cellular component: cytoplasm; actin cytoskeleton; myosin complex. Gene Ontology annotation, molecular function: ATP binding; microfilament motor activity; actin filament binding. Gene Ontology annotation, biological process: vesicle transport along actin filament; actin filament organization.